Molecule: messenger RNA, 3005 nt
Organism: Cydia fagiglandana
Lineage: Eukaryota; Metazoa; Arthropoda; Insecta; Lepidoptera; Tortricidae
Exons: 6
Coding region: 210-1103 (297 amino acids)
Molecular function (GO): oxidoreductase activity
Source: RefSeq, a predicted model, not a curated record
GAGAAGUCAGUGAAUGAAAUCAAAUCGGUGAAUGUACUCAAAACAAAAAGUAAAAGUUUUUGUAUAUUGUAUGACACGCGCCGCUUUCUACGUGUACCUGUAUCUUUGAUUCCUGUGUACAUACUACGAGUAUUAUACUACCCUAUUUCAUAAUUAUUAGGUGAGUAAGACCUCGACAUCGUAGAAGGAGCCGAAUAGAUUCACCAGAGAUGGAGCUAGUCAGCCAGAAAAAAGUGAUGUUGAACAAUGGUGUUGAAAUGCCACUUGUUGGAUUUGGUACUUUUCGAAUACGGUCUGCUGAAGUCAUAAUGAGUGUGGUUGAGAGUGCUCUUGCGGCUGGUUACAGACUUUUUGACACAGCUACAGUAUAUGGCAAUGAGGUACACCUAGGAAAUGCUCUCCGGUUGCUGCUACCAAAAUUUGGCUUAACACGCCAAGAUAUUUUUAUAACUACCAAGCUUUCACCAAGAGAUGCUCACACUAAAGAAAUUAUAAAGGAAGCUUGCCGUAAGUCAUUAGCCAGUUUAGGAUUUGAAACAAUUGACUUGUAUUUGAUUCACUUUCCGGGCAUGGCGAAUUUGAGUUCAGCUGAUACUCAGAACAUAAAAUUACGCUCUCAAGCUUGGGAAGCUCUGGUCGAAUGCUACAACGAAGGACUAGUUAGAUCCAUUGGUGUCUCAAAUUACACUAUUAGACAUCUCCAGGAAUUAGAAGUCCGUAAUUAUGGAGUGGUCCCUGCCGUAAAUCAGGUCGAGUGUCACCCAUACUUUCCACAAAAGGAACUGCUACAAUAUUGCCAAAGAACUGGCAUCGCGCUACAAGCUUAUUGCUCGCUUGGAGGCACCUCUUCAGGUACAGCUACACUACUCCAUGAUCCUGUCGUUAUCAAUGCUGCCCAAAAACUAGGCGUCAGUAGCGGGCAACUCCUGUUGGCCUGGGCUACGCAGCAAGGAAUAAGCGUCAUUCCAAAAUCAACUCACGCGGUACGCAUCAAAGAGAAUAUAUCUCUUAAUUUUAAAAUACCCGAUGAAUAUAUGAAGGCCUUAGAUAAACUUGGGGCCACAAACACAAAAUAUGCUUGGGAUCCAUCAACUGUUGCUUAACUUAUCAAUCAUCAAAUAGCUAGGUCUAAAUGUCAGCCGCUUGUCUGUUACAAUUUACAGACAAUUUGACUAUGAUGUUACAAUCAAUCAAAAGAUGUACCUAACAUAUACAAUUAGACAAUGGCUUAUUAUAGUUAUUAUUAACCGGGCAACUAAAGUAUUGAACAGUAACUUUCGCUGGGCAUAUAAUAUAAUUUGGCUGUGCAUUAAUACACAAAACACCACUAAUUUAUUUACCAAUGGUCAGUACCUAUACUUAUAAUCGAAAUUCCUAAUUAUGAAACACCUGUUGGCCAUUAUGCCAUUAAGUUUUUAAAUUUUUUAUUACUAAUUUCAAUAGUUAUCAGUGUUAUCACGGUGUUCUGCAAGAGUCUUAAUUUUAGUACCCAUUUCUAUUUUUUUAAACUACUCAAAUUCGAUUAAUUAGUUGACCGGUUAAAUACGUGCCUUAGACAAUUACUAGGUAGUUGUGUGCGCUGUUUACUUAAGAGGAAGUUCUUUUAGGCUCUCGGUCCUUAUUUUACCGCUUUUCCGAUUAAUGGUUUCUUAGAUAAUGUUGUCAUAACGAGUCACAAAAAAAGAAAAAAAGAAAGAAAGAAAGGAAGACUCAUGUGACUCUUAAUCAACACUAGUUGUUGUUCUAUCCCGAAUAAAGUACCGAAAAUAUCAAAAUGUCUGGUGAAUGUCGAUAGGAAUGUACAAUUUUUAACGUUAUGGCAUAAUAGUGUUUUCCGCAAAGUACAAAUUACGAUGCAUUUUUAGGGUUUCGUAGUCAACUAAAAGAAACCCUUAUACUUUCACUGUGUCCGUCUGUCUGUCCGUUCUCGGCUUUGCUCCGAGAGACCAAGAGCAGUUGAAGCUACUAAAAGUCACCUAUCCCCAUAGAGUUGAUGUUCUAUUUUUUUAUCAGGUGGGUUUCAUGGGGGCCACCAAAUUUUUUAUAUAGAUACUAAGGUUUAUUUAUAAAUUAUGAUAAAUUGAUAAGUGAUAACGGUAUGGUGAACAAGUACUUAGUUUAAAAAUUGAUUUCAGCCGAGUUUUGUAGGGAACCUUUUUAGGGUUUUUUAAGUAUACCUGUACAUGCUCUGUACCUGCUAAGAUAUAAGUAGACUAUUAGAAUAGUAUUAUUAUUUAAUAUACAACUUUUUUAUGAUCAUGAUCACCCGCGACUUUUAUCGAACCUUGAAUGCAUUUGACAAUGUGGUUUAAACUGACUCUCUAUUAAUUUUUUUUCUGAAUCAUAUUUUAAACCCAAAUCUACUUCCACAUAUUACAAUUGUGAGUAAUUUCUUUUAUUAGAAAUAUAAACACCUAAGUGCCGACUAAUCUCUUAAGACUGAAACUGUGUCGCGUAGUGCUUAAAAUUAUUGGUAAACAAUUGCGUCCAUUGGAUAUUUCUCGAAUUUAAAAGACAUAACCCGCUGACAUAAAUGGUGAAAUCAUUGUUAUCUCGUAAAUGUUAGGUAGGUAUCUACAAUUAAAAGCUUUACAUCUACUUAGCCUUUGCCCAAGAUUUCUUCAACUAUUAAUCACAAUCACAAAUACACAAACCUAAAAAAGAACGGAAAAACCUACUAAUCUAACGCAUUACACGCUUUAAAACAAUAUCUACCAUGUACUCGUAAUUCCGUCGUGUUUAUCGUACCUACAAGCCGUGCAAGCGUUACUGAAGAAUACUCAUUAUGUUUAAAAAGUUUGUUAAGAUACAAUCCAAUCCAAUACUAUCACUAUUACAAUUACGAUCUUAGCCAUCUCGUUGACGUUGUUACUGUGAUAGGUGUGAUACCUACUUAGGUUUUAUUUUGAGUAUUAAAAUUUUGUUACUUUAGUGAGUUAAGUAAAUUUAAUGUAUUACAAUUGAUAAUAUUGGUUGAUAAAAAUAAAUCGAAAAUAUUUUGAAAA